Messenger RNA from Emiliania huxleyi CCMP1516, 1191 nucleotides. RefSeq lists its product as hypothetical. The coding region runs from base 1 to 1191 and encodes 396 amino acids. The transcript is spliced from 5 exons. Gene Ontology annotation, molecular function: nucleoside diphosphate phosphatase activity. Lineage: Eukaryota; Haptophyta; Isochrysidales; Noelaerhabdaceae. The record is from RefSeq and is a predicted model, not a curated record. Gene Ontology annotation, cellular component: membrane. Gene Ontology annotation, biological process: nucleoside diphosphate catabolic process.
AUGCUUUUGCGCUCCCACGCCAGCGCGCUCGCCGCCCUCUCUCUCGCCUGCUGCCCGAGCGUGCGGUCGGCGCCGCACUCGCACAACGAAUGGGCGGUCGUCUUUGAUGGCGGAUCGACCGGCACGCGCGUCUACGUCUAUGAGUACACGCUCGUGCCGGGCGGGCUGCCGUCUCUGCACGCCGAGAAGGCGUGGAACCUGAAGGUCAAGCCUGGCCUGAGCUCCUUCAGCGACCGGCCGAGGGAGGUUGGCUCCGGCUAUCUCACGAGCCUACUCGACUUUGCUGCGGGCAUCGUGCCGCGCACAAAGCAAGCGCGCGCCAAGGUGCUGCUGCGAGCGACGGCGGGGAUGCGGCUCGUGCCUACCGAGGCGGCGGAGGUCAUCUACGACUCGCUCUUCGCGGCGGUCCGGGCGCACGGAGCCUUCCAGCCCGAGCGCUCGCUGUUCGGCACCCUGUCUGGCGAGGACGAGGGCGUCUUUGGCUGGCUGUCGGUGAACCAGCUGCUGGUCUCGGCGGAGCGGCUCCCGGCCUCCAAGCUCGGCCAGGCGUCGGCGUGCGAGCAGGUGCCUGUCUUCACGCACUCGCACCUCGGGUUCGGCAACAAGCAGGCGCUCGCCGCACUGAGCGAGCAAGAGGCAGCGGACUGCUUCGCCGGCGGACGCGCGACGAGGAUUGUGGGACCGGGAGGCGGCGCGCGGCUGGUAGCCGGCCGUGGGGAUUCGGCCGCGUGCGAGGCGGGCGUGCAGCGCGUGCUGAAGCGACUCGAGCCGCACGGCGAGCGCCAGGGGAGAGCGAGGGAGGGAGGGAGGAGAGAAGCAGUAGCCAUGCGCUGCUUCGACCUGACGUACGCGACUUCGCUGCUCACGCACGGGUACGGCUUCAGCGAGCAGGCGUCUGAGGUGGAGUGGACGCGCGGCGCGCUCCUCGCGCAUCUGAUGGGCGGCAGCAGCGGCGCGGGUGCGGAGAAGAAGGCCGGCGGCGCCAAGGGGCGCGGCAAUCUCUCCGAGACCGGGCCGAACCGCGUCGCCGUCGUCUUUGGCGUCGUCCUCGCGGCAGCCGCUUGCGUGCUGCUGUUGCGGCGCCAGGACGUGGUCGCGCGGCGGCGUGUCGGGCACCCGCCUUACGGAAUGAUUGAGAAGGUUGACUCGUCCGGCGACGACAUUGCGGCCGAGCCCCGGUUCACAUUGUAG